Messenger RNA from Umbelopsis ramanniana AG, 2085 nucleotides. RefSeq lists its product as uncharacterized. Gene Ontology annotation, molecular function: cysteine-type endopeptidase activity; cysteine-type deubiquitinase activity. The coding region runs from base 31 to 1905 and encodes 624 amino acids. Gene Ontology annotation, cellular component: cytosol; nucleus. The record is from RefSeq and is a predicted model, not a curated record. Gene Ontology annotation, biological process: protein deubiquitination. NCBI's taxonomy places the organism in Eukaryota, Fungi, Mucoromycota, Umbelopsidomycetes, Umbelopsidales, Umbelopsidaceae. The transcript is spliced from 4 exons.
CACACACACUCACCAAAUGAAGAGAUUCAGAUGCUUCCGUCAUUACAGUCUAUCCAAACAUUGCUAAACGAGAUCAGCUACUAUGCUCAACUAUUGACAGCCUUACUUUCGCUAGGAGGCAUCAUCUACUCGCUCAUUCGCCAUACCGACACUUAUUAUGCCUUCUCUGAGUGGUUAGAUAUCUCCUUUUGGCCGGCUUUGUAUAACCUUUAUUAUUAUUCUGGGUUGCCGCUAUUAUUGCAUAUUCUUCAAAUUGAUGUACUAUUCUCACCCGGAGGCUUCUUGGAGUUUUUUUCAUUUUUAUCUCCUGCAUUAACUGCUCAAGAUGAAGCUGCCAUGCUUCAUGCCGUCGAUACCAAACCUCCUAUAGCCGAUCUAUGCUCGUCACAACCAUUGUAUAUCAGCGGCUUGGUCAACACUGGUAAUUCAUGUUUUUUGAAUUCCGUCUUGCAGGCCCUGUCUGCUACCGAUGGAAUUCAACCAUUCCUAAACCUUAUUGCCCAUUCAUCACCUUCUACCCCCGUGGCCGCUUCGUUAUUAUAUACGCUCAGUCUAUUAUCAUCCCCCAGUAGAAGACGAUCAUGCUUCCGACCAAGACAUAUUGUGCGGGCCAUGAGUAACCAUCGUCGUGUGAUCAACAGGGAACAGCAGGACGCUCAAGAAUUAUUUCAGCUAUUGUCAAGUGCUGUCAAUGAAGAGGAAACAUCGGUUGUUCACCGCAAUCGAACCAACGGUAUAGCUGAAGUACUGGUCAAACCUCAACAGAUCAAAGAGCGAUCUCCUUCCAAUCCGCUGAUAGGACUGUCUGCCAACCGACUUUCUUGCUUACAGUGCGGUUUUACAGAGGCUAUCAGGCAUUUCACUUUUGAUAAUAUCCAGCUCAUACCCCCAUCCAAUGCUCAUUCUAUCAGUUUGCAACAGUGCCUACAACGGUACACAGCGAUGGAACAACUCAAAGAUGCAAAUUGCCGCAAUUGCUCCAUACGUGCCACACUUAAGCUGCUGCAAAAGGAAAUGGCCACACUGAGUGUUAAAGCUAAACAAGUUCAUAACAGGAUGGAACAACGCCAGUUGCUUGAUCAUCUUGUUACGCUUGAUAAACAAUGUCGACAGCUGGACGACCGAAUACGGAGCGGACGCAUAUCUGAAGAUUAUGAUGACGAUAGUCUGCGUAUUAAAUCCAUUGCAAGCUUCGCCUCCACCAAACAAGUCAUGAUCGCCAAGCCGCCCAAAAUCCUAUGUUUGCAUAUCUCUCGUUCAGCAUUUCAUGAAUUCGGCGGUUUGCAAAAAAAUAUGUGCCAGAUUGUGUUCCCCGAGAUACUCGACAUCUCCGCAUACUGUACAACAGGAGAGCUUAAUGUGCACCCUGACCAACCUAUUUCGCAGCAACCACCAGGUGCAGGACCUUACAAGUAUAGACUCAAGAGUAUCAUCGUUCAUUAUGGAAGCCACAGUUAUGGUCAUUUUGUUACGUAUCGUCGAUUACCAUGCCACUGCUCAUGCCAACGAUGUCAGCAUUUGGAUCACAUCUGGCUUCGGAUAUCCGACGAGAAGGUCGAUCGUGUAAGUUUACAGGAUGUACUACGGGCAAAUCCAUAUAUGUUGAUGUACGAAGCUUUGGAAUCCGAACAUGGUGGCGACUCCGCACAACCAAUGGUGACGUCCUCGUCAACUUCAGAAACACCUAUACUUGCAGAUGCACCAUCGUCAUUCGAUUAUUGCUAUACAAGUGAAACGCCAGAGUCUUUAGAAGCCAUCCGAAUAGCCAAUUCUCUUCUCACCAACGAUGAACCCGCCGAAGAAUCUACGGCAACGACCCUACCACGGCGACGGAAACAUCAUAAGAGAAGAAGUAGUAGUAAACAUGUAGAUAAUCUUGUUACCUCGGUUGUUACCGUACAGUGACGGACUAUGUCGCAAUUGAUCGGCUGUAAGACUCAAUUUUUUUUAUUUUUUUUUGUAAAUACAAAAUAGCGCUGCGGCUUGUUUCUCCCCGCUAUUACCACGCAUGGUACCGUUUUCCCCUUCUUUGCUUUUUUAUAAAUCGAAAGCUUGGAUGAGUACCAAAAUAUAUCUGUUGAUUUU